GAAAAAAAAAAAGGCGGGGGAGGGAGGGUGGAGAAACCCGGGGCGUGUGGAGGAAAUUGGGCCGCGGCUGUGUGUUUGGAAUUGGCGACGUUGCCGCAGAGUCGAGGUGAUGGCUUCCGAGGAUAUCUCUCAGCUGGCAGACUCGCUGGCAAAAACUCAAGUGGGCGGUGGGGAACUGAGCUUCAAGGGCUGGGGCAAGAAGCUGAACACAGCAGAGGCUGCUGCUGAAAUCAUCAAGCAGAUUGAGGAAUUUGAGGGCCUGCAGGCCCUGCGACUGGAAGGCAAUACCAUCGGGGUGGAGGCUGCCCAAGCGAUUGCCAAAUGCCUGGCCAACAAAAAAGAUUUAGAGAACUGCCAUUGGAGUGACAUGUUCACAGGAAGACUGAGAUCCGAGAUUCCCCCAGCGCUGAUCUCUCUCGGCGAUGCUGUGAAGAAUGCUGGGGCCCAGCUGAAACUGCUGGACCUCAGCGACAAUGCCUUUGGGCCUGACGGAGUCAGUAGUUUUGAAACCUUAUUGAAGAGCCAGGCGUGUUACUCACUGCGAGAGCUCCGACUGAAUAACUGCGGCAUGGGAACUGGCGGUGGCAAGAUUCUGGCUGCAGCUCUGAGCGAGUGCCACAGUAAGUCGAGGGCUUUGGGGAGGCCACUGGCCCUGAAAGUCUUUAUAGCUGGCAGGAAUCGUCUGGAGAACGAGGGCGCCAUCGCACUGGCUGAUGCUUUCAAGUCAAUAGGAACCCUGGAGGAGGUCCAUAUGCCACAGAAUGGAAUCAACCAUGAGGGCAUCACCGCCCUCGCCAAGGCUUUCACCGACAACCGUCGCUUGAGAGUCAUUAACCUGAAUGACAACACCUUCUCGGAGGAAGGAGCCAUCGCCAUGGCUGAGACUCUGAGGACUCUCCAGAACAUUGAAUACAUCAAUUUCGGAGAUUGCCUGGUGCGAUCCAAAGGAGCACAAGCCAUCGCUGAGGCGGUGGAGUCUGGAUUGUGUAAACUCAAGGAGCUGAACCUUUCCUUUGGGGAGAUCAAGAAAGACGCAGCCAUUGCAGUGGCUGAAGCUGUGAAGCACAAAUCCCUGUUGGAAAAAAUUGAUCUAAAUGGCAACUGUUUAGGAGAAGAGGGUCGUGUCCAUUUGAGAAAAAUCUUUGAUGGCCAAAACAAAAGCGAUGCAUUGGGCACUCUCAGUGACGACGAGAGUGAUGACGAGGACGACGAGGAGAAUGAGGACGAGGAAGAUAUCGAUGAUGACGAAGAGGAGGUGGAGGAGGAGGAGGAGGAGGAGGAGAACGAAGAUGAGGAGGAUGAGGCGGAGGAGGAGGAAGACAGGGGGACAGAGAAGGAAUCUCCUGUGGAUGAACCACAACACAUAGUUAAACCCACUGUGAUAACAAUCCCUGUGAACCCGCAGUUGGACGCCUCCAUAUUCAUGGCUUCUCCAUCAGCAGAUAAACUGCGCAACCUGGGACCCAAGGGGAUACAGCUCAUAGUACAGCAGGUCUCGUCUGUGGAUGUGUCGAAGGCAGAGAAAGUGGCCCGAAUUUUUCUGCAGCUCACCUCAAUCUCCAAGGACAAGGAAAUGAAGCCAGCAGUGCUUACAAUUAUAGACGCGCUAUUACAGAAAGCCUUCAACUCCUCGGACUUUCAGCACGAUAUCUUCAUCACCGCCCUCCUGGUGUACAUGGGCCUUCUGAAGAGUGAAGAGAAGAUUAAAGCGAUUGGUAAUCUCAUGGAGCCCCUGAUGGUUCUUAACCACGUGGUUCAACAGACGUAUUUCCCUCGCAACCUGUUCCCUAUUCUCUUAGCAUUCCUCGAAAAGCCUAGCCACGUGUUUGAGAACUGCAUCUCAGCCCAGCGCUGCCUACUCCAGACUAUUCAAGAGCUUUAGCAACCGCUUCGGGACACGGGAGGAGCUGAGACGAGCAGGGGACAUUGUGCUAGAGCAUCUAGGACGCUCGCUGAUGCGGAGGAGGCUUGCGCCCCCUGCAGAGCCAACUGAGCAGCGCUGGAAUUUACGAUCGCUUUCUCUCUCGCCGACCGGUAGCUGUGGGUUGAAAUCUUUUUGCUUCUCGCCCGGAGGAAAACUUUUUUUUUUUUUUUAAACCGGAAAACGAUCCCCUGGCGUUUGGGAGACACCAGAGAUCGAUCGCUGAAAGACAUUUUUUUUUUCUUCUUCUUCUUCUUCUUCCCUUCUCUCUCUUCACCGCUUCGGGAGGGGAGAUGGGGCAACCGAUAUUUAAGCCAAAUAUUCAGGGAUCGUUGAUAAAGGAAUUCUAGGCAUUGUUGAUUGCUGAAUCGCCUUGUCUCUUUAGCCCAGGUUGUGUUUUUUUUGCAAAGGGUGGAUUCCGUGGGGUGGGUGGGGGAGUGGGAGGGGGAGGGACAUUCCAGAACUUUGCUACAGGACCCUGUGGUACAUUUUGACUCUAUCGGACUCUUUCCUUUUUUUAAAAAAAAAAUACACGGACAUGUUUCACUC
Molecule: messenger RNA, 2470 nt
Organism: Callorhinchus milii (elephant shark)
Lineage: Eukaryota; Metazoa; Chordata; Chondrichthyes; Chimaeriformes; Callorhinchidae
Gene: rangap1b
Product: Ran GTPase activating protein 1b
Exons: 16
Coding region: 110-1882 (590 amino acids)
Biological process (GO): activation of GTPase activity; nucleocytoplasmic transport; signal transduction
Cellular component (GO): cytosol; perinuclear region of cytoplasm; nucleus
Molecular function (GO): small GTPase binding; GTPase activator activity
Source: RefSeq, a predicted model, not a curated record